Rangifer tarandus platyrhynchus (Svalbard reindeer) is the source of this 2691-nucleotide messenger RNA. NCBI's taxonomy places the organism in Eukaryota, Metazoa, Chordata, Mammalia, Artiodactyla, Cervidae. The record is from the annotation of a GenBank genome assembly.
AUGGACGGGGCCGGGGGGCCCGGUGAGGGCCCGGCUCAGGAGGCCCUGCAGUCCUUGAGCCGGCGGCUUCAGGUGCAGGAGAAGGAGAUGGAGCUGGUGAAGGCAGCCUUGGCAGAAGCUCUUCGCCUGCUGCGGCUGCAGGCGCCCCCCACCUCCUUGCAGGACCCUGGCACCCUGGGCCCUCCGAGGGACAGCAGUCCCGCAGCCCCCCCAGGACUGCCACCCACAUGCAGCCCCUCCUUGGUGAGUCGAGGCACCCAGACGGAAGCAGAGGUGGAGGUGGAACCAUCCCCUGGCCCCCCCGGGCUGAGCAACGGGCCCCCAGCUCCUCCGGGGGGCAGUGAAGAACCUAGUGGGACCCAGUCUGAAGGAGGGGGCAGCAGCAGCAGUGGCACGGGCUCCCCUGGCCCCCCGGGGAUCCUCAGGCUGGCUCAGCCCCCGCAGCGCACUGACACGCCCCGGAGAAAUUCUUCCUCCUCAUCCCCCUCAGAACGGCCUCGCCAGAAACUCUCCCGGAAGGCAGCUUCCUCGGCCAACCUGUUAUUGCGGUCAGGGAGCACAGAGAGCCGUGGGGGAAAAGACCCCCUCUCCAGCCCGGGGGGUCCUGGCUCUCGGAGGAGCAAUUACAAUUUAGAAGGCAUCUCAGUGAAGAUGUUCCUCCGAGGCCGCCCCAUUACCAUGUACAUCCCGUCUGGCAUCCGCAGCCUGGAGGAGCUGCCCAGCGGCCCGCCCCCGGAGACCCUCAGCCUUGACUGGGUGUAUGGGUACCGGGGUCGUGACUCGCGCUCUAAUCUGUUCGUGCUGCGCUCUGGGGAGGUGGUCUACUUUAUCGCCUGUGUGGUGGUGCUGUACCGGCCCGGGGGAGGCCCCGGGGGCCCUGGAGGUGGCGGCCAGAGACAUUACCGGGGGCACACGGACUGCGUUCGAUGCCUGGCUGUUCACCCUGAUGGUGUGCGUGUAGCCUCAGGACAGACAGCCGGCGUGGAUAAAGAUGGAAAGCCCCUGCAGCCUGUGGUUCACGUCUGGGACUCCGAGACGCUGCUGAAGCUGCAGGAGAUUGGACUGGGGGCCUUCGAGCGGGGUGUGGGGGCCCUGGCCUUUUCAGUUGCGGAUCAGGGCGCUUUCCUCUGUGUGGUGGAUGAUUCCAACGAGCACAUGCUGUCGGUGUGGGACUGCAGCCGGGGCACGAAGCUGGCUGAGAUCAAGAGUACAAAUGACUCAGUCCUCGCCGUUGGCUUCAACCCUCGUGACAGCAGCAGCAUCGUCACCAGUGGGAAAUCCCACGUCCACUUCUGGAACUGGAAUGGUGGAACAGGGAUUCCUGGGAACGGGACCCUCACCAGGAAACAGGGUGUCUUUGGGAAAUACAAGAAGCCCAAGUUUAUCCCCUGCUUCGUGUUCCUCCCGGAUGGAGACAUUCUCACUGGGGACUCAGAGGGGAACAUCCUCACCUGGGGGCGGAGCCUCUCGGAUUCCAGGACCCCAGGCAGGGGCGGGGCCAAAGAGACCUAUGGGAUUGUGGCCCAGGCCCACGCUCAUGAAGGUUCCAUCUUCGCCCUGUGUCUCCGGCGGGACGGGACCGUGCUGAGUGGUGGUGGGCGGGACCGCCGGCUGGUCCAGUGGGGGCCUGGGUUGGUGGCCCUUCAGGAGGCGGAGAUUCCUGAGCACUUCGGGGCCGUGAGGGCCAUUGCAGAGGGGCCUGGCUCUGAGCUGCUGGUGGGCACCACGAAGAACGCGUUGCUGCGGGGAGAUUUGGCCCAGGGCUUCUCCCCUGUAAUCCAGGGUCACACGGAUGAGCUCUGGGGGCUCUGCACACAUCCCUUCCAGAACCGUUUCCUCACCUGUGGCCAUGACCGGCAGCUCUGCCUCUGGGAUGGGGAGGGCCAUGCGCUGGCCUGGAGCAUCGACCUCAAGGAGACUGGUCUCUGUGCUGACUUCCACCCCAGUGGGGCAGUUGUGGCCGUAGGACUGAACACAGGGAGGUGGCUGGUUUUGGACACAGAGACCAGAGAGAUCGUGUCUGACAUCACCGAUGGCAAUGAGCAGCUCUCAGUGGUUCGGUACAGCCCAGAUGGGUUGUACCUGGCCAUCGGUUCCCAUGACAACAUGAUCUACAUCUAUAGCGUUUCCAGUGAUGGUGCCAAGUCCAGCCGUUUUGGCCGCUGUGUGGGUCACUCCAGCUUCAUCACUCACCUUGACUGGUCCAAGGAUGGGAACUUCAUCAUGUCCAAUUCUGGGGACUAUGAGAUCCUUUACUGGGACGUGGCUGGAGGCUGUAAGCUGCUGAGGAAUCGCUAUGAGAGCCGAGACCGGGAGUGGGCCACCUACACCUGCGUUCUGGGCUUCCAUGUCUACGGCGUGUGGCCAGAUGGCUCGGAUGGAACCGACAUCAACUCCCUGUGCCGCUCCCACAACGAGCGCGUCGUGGCCGUUGCCGAUGACUUCUGCAAAGUGCACCUCUUCCAGUACCCGUGCGCGCGCGCCAAGGCGCCGAGCCUUGUGUACGGUGGUCACGGCAGCCACGUGACCAGCGUCCGGUUCACGCACGACGACUCGCACCUCAUCUCGCUGGGCGGCAAGGACGCCAGCAUCUUCCAGUGGCGAGUGUUGGGCGCUGGGGGCACGGGGCCGGUGCCCACCACGCCCUCUCGAACCCCCUCCCUGUCCCCUGCCUCCUCUCUUGACGUCUGA